CUGUUAAUGGUUUGGUGAACGCGUCCAUUAGUAGAUUGAAAUGUCAACAACAAAGCGAAUCAAAACAACUGUAAAAAUACGAGGUGAAAUGAGUGCGAAAUGAGGAAAGUGAGUGUUUUGCUGGGGUUUUUCGAAACUGGAACGUUUUCCUAGUAAUGGAGAGCGGUAUGGAGUGCGAAGAGCAGGCCGACAGCGAAGAAGCAGAAAUGGAACAAGUGGAAAAGAAACGUAUUCGGCUACUUCGCCCCCAAACCCAGCAGCCGAAACAAGUUGGUGCCAAAGAAGAACGACACGCUAAUUUAAGAAAAGUUUCCUUAAUCCUGCAAAAGUCUGAACAUGAUCGCAAUCCUGCCGAUCUUAAAACGUUAAGUGAAUGUUCAGGUAUCGUGGAUGAAGUUCAGCAACGGUUGAAUAAACGGAGACAAAUUAAGAAGAGAUUGGAGGAACUCGAAGAUCCGGAGGAAGUCCUUACACAGAAAUGCCAAGUUUUAGCACAAGCCAUUGCUCAGUCGCAACAUCUUGUAGUCUAUACCGGAGCUGGAAUAAGUACUGCUGCCAAAAUACCUGAUUAUCGAGGACCGAAUGGUAUAUGGACCAGGCUUAAAGAGGGCAGAGAUAUUGGAGACCACGACCUCUCGCUGGCCGAGCCGACGUACACUCACAUGGCUCUAUACGAGCUUUAUCGCCAGAAAAUCCUCAAAUACGUAGUAUCGCAAAACUGUGAUGGGCUCCAUUUGCGAUCGGGGCUUCCCCGGACUGCACUAUCAGAGUUACAUGGAAACAUGUACAUCGAAGUAUGUAAAACAUGUAAACCUCAUCGGGAAUUUUGGAGACUGUUCGAUGUAACUGAAAACACUGCCAGAUACGCUCACAAAACAUACAGGAGAUGUUACAUCUGCAACGGCUCUUUGAUAGAUACCAUUGUUCACUUUGGCGAAAGAGGAAGCCUACAGUGGCCCUUAAAUUGGAAAGGCGCGUGCAAGAAUGCGAAAGAAGCAACGACCAUUAUUUGUCUCGGUUCAAGCCUUAAAGUUUUAAAGAAGUACCCGUGGUUGUGGCAAAUGGACAAGCCAGUUAAAAAGCGACCCAAUCUAUACAUCGUCAAUCUUCAGUGGACGCCCAAAGACGAGUGUGCCAAUAUCAAAGUAAAUGGCAAGUGUGAUGUUGUUUUUAAAAAAAUUAUGAACAUGUUAGGAAUUGCGGUGCCACGCUAUCAAAAGUCUCGAGAUCCGAUCUUCUACCACGCCUGCGAAUUGAACGAUCUCGAACUGCACACAAACUCGCAACCCUGCCUGGUACAAGACGUUGAAUCGAAAGAUAAUUUAGAUGAUAAUCUAGAAGAUAAGUAUUAUAAUGACAUAGAUUUUAAGGUACAAAUUGACUUAGACGGUAAGCCACUAAUCGAAGACUGUUCUCUUAGUAAUAAUUCCGAUCUGAAUCUUGACUGUGAUAAAAGUUUUAGCAAUAGUUCCAACGGCUAUAUGAAGCGAGAAGACAAUGUGCUGUCGCCCGAAGGAUUAGUUAAUAGUUUUUUAACUAACGUUCAGACUUACACCCGAAUUCUCGAACCAUCCCUGAGUCUUUUUAGCUACAAUUUUCUAAAUAGCAGCAUUUUCCGACCGUACAGCAAUCUGUUCUUGUACCCGUAUCAAACUAGUUUCCUUUACCCCGGUUUACACAGUAUUAUCAACCCUUUACCAGUGAUUAAAGAAGAUUCCUUUCCAACCUCUGAGCCUGUUGAGCACGGAACACCUUCAUGCAAGUAUUGCCAUGCGAAUUACAAGUCGUUUGCCUGCAUAUUUUACGGCAAAUCCGAACCUGUGUUUAAAAAGGAAAAGUUCAGAUACAGCAAAGUGGAAAAGCGAGAGAAGCAAAACGUUUGCGUUUGUUGCGACUACACGACUGAUGAGGAGGACAUCGACUUGAGUAGUAGCGACAAGGAAGUGAGCAGCAGUAGUUCGUGCGAGAAGAGUCGAAUUCAAGCUGGAUGGUUCGGAAAAGGAUACCGUAAAGGUCGGAGAUUCAAAAGAAAAGCAACAGAAAGCAAAUAAUGUUUUUCCUAAACGAUAAAUUCUGGUUUGUGAUAAUUGUUUAGUGUUGGUAUGUUUCAGUUAGUGAAAUCCAGUUUUAGUCUUAGUGGUUGAAGAACGAAAGUUCAUUCAAGUACUGCUUGUCGUAUGCAUGUUUUUUCACCAGAGGAGUGCCAGGGAAACUCUACACCAAAUUGUAGUUUUCCAACGAGAGGCAAUUAAUUGUUUUUAUUGUUUGAUACAGAAUGCCCCAUUAGUACGAAAUAGUUUGAUUGUUCGAUUGAUUAAAUUGGAGCCAAAGUGAACGUUCAGUUAUGUGUUUAUAUACAUAUGCAGGGUGUCCGGAAAAGAUAAUAUUAAUAUUUGCGCAAGAAAUUCAGAAGAUGCUGAAGAUGGUUCGGAUGGUUCAGACUCUACAUGAAAAAUGAACUUAAACCUGCGGUGAAGGUCGCAAUGUUACCAUUGUUUAAGUAACUGGGAAAAAUACCUUAGUUCGAAGAACAAUCCAACUGUUACAAGCUAUUAACAGCUUUUGCAGGCCUUAAAUUUUUUGAAGACCUUUCGGCACACCCUGCAUGCACCAAUCUGAUUUCAGGUCUCGACUUUCUGUUCAACUCUGUGAAUUAACACAUUAACUGUAGUUCGUAAUGCUAUUUAAGUCCAAUGUUAGUACUUUUCAAAUUUAUGCAAAUUAGAGGCAAGUCAGUAAUAAGUUAAUUGUGUGGAUCUUAAUUGUGAUUAUUUUUGAAUUUUUCGAUAUCAAUUUUGUUAGGGCAUCUUCAUAAAUUUGUCGGAAUUCAGCCCUCGUGUACUGAUCAUGAUCGAUUUAUAGUUUAAUUUACAGCAAAUAGUUUGUUGCAUAGUUGGUAUAUUGCGUCUUUGUGAAUAGUUUAUUGUGCUUAUCUACCGACUGCCUUAAAUAUGUUUCUUUCGUAUAUAUAGUUUUCGUUCUGUAUCGCAUGGUUCGGUUAAUGUGUUAUUUUUAUCUCGUGGCAAUCGUCAAUUUUAUUCAGACAAAAGAUAUAUUAGAAUAUCGGAUGUAUUUGUAAUUAAAUGUGUUUAAGUCAUAAGUAUUUUGUUUGGUAGUUUUUAAUAUUUAUAUUAUGUCCGUGUAAGAAUGUGCAGUUUUUCGAACCGGUUGACGAAAUGUUCCUACAGUAUUACGCCCAUUGUCCUAAAGGCAAUCGAUUCAUCAUUCAAAUGCAUCUUUAAAUAAGACUGUUUUUUUUUUAAAUUAAUUAGUCUAGUUCCUCUAGUCGCAAAAAUUGGUUUUACAGCCUAUUUUCUUCAAUCGCUAAUACUGCGAAAUUGAAAUGCGUGUAAAGCUAGCUGUCGUUUUAUUAUGUGUAAUUUAUGACUGUUCGUCGUUCUCACAUUUUGUACUGUGUUCAUUUAUACUUUUUAAUAUAUAAUUUAAUUUUGUAAA
Messenger RNA from Dendroctonus ponderosae (mountain pine beetle), 3456 nucleotides. Its product is annotated as NAD-dependent protein deacetylase sirtuin-7. The record is from RefSeq and is a predicted model, not a curated record. The transcript is spliced from 5 exons. Gene Ontology annotation, molecular function: NAD+ binding. Lineage: Eukaryota; Metazoa; Arthropoda; Insecta; Coleoptera; Curculionidae. The coding region runs from base 156 to 2051 and encodes 631 amino acids.